GCGGCCUCGUCACAGCCUCACCUUCGCCACCUUCAAAGCAUUACAAAGGACGACGGCGACCCAAAAAGCGUCGAGAUUGGUUCUUGGAGCGGAAAUCCCGCAUGCGAUUGAGCUCCUCCUAGAGCCGGUCGUGCCGCCAUGUGGGAGUCGCUCAACCUGUGCCACUUCCCGAGAAGUGUUUUGGAAAGAUGGUUAUUCGUAUGAUUAUUCGAAUGCUGAGUGCUGCCACCAGCCCCUUCACUCUCCUCGCCGCUCCGCUCUCUUUUCGCCUCAAGACCCACCUCGCGUUCCGCCCGAUAAGGCCGCCGCCUCCGCCGUCUCGUCCCGUCUCCGCCGCUGCUCCGUGUGGUGGUUUCGGCUCGCCGGGCCGUUCGAGGAGGAGCUUCCGCGGCGGGGUGGUGGCCACGGCCGCGCCCGGGUCGGUCCAGAAGUCGGAGGAGUGGCAAGCGGUCCUGUCGCCCGAGCAGUUCCGUAUCCUGAGGCAGAAGGGGACGGAAUAUCCUGGCACGGGUGAAUACGACAAGUUUGAAGAGGGGUUGUACAAUUGUGCAGCAUGCGGGACUCCUCUUUACCGUUCUACAACUAAAUUUAACUCUAGCUGCGGCUGGCCUGCUUUCUACGAGGGCCUCCCGGGAGCUAUAACCUGCACUGUGAAUCUCUCUUUGUAUCAAUUAAACGUGUGGUCACAGUCGGAUCCAGAUGGGAUGAGGACGGAAAUCACUUGCACUGCAUGUGGCGGCCAUCUGGGUCACGUGUUCAAGGGCGAAGGGUUCCCCACACCGACUGAUGACCGGCAUUGUGUCAAUAGUAUUUCACUCAAGUUCGUUCUUGCCAACUCUUAUCCUUCCCAGUAAACUUCUGCAACUAGACUGGUCGGUCGAUCACCAGACGCGACCUUCAACUGCUGCUGUUAUCUGAGAUUGUUUGCUUCCAAUUUCUGCACUAUGUACAAUAAGCUUCCCAUAAAUCUUCCCAAUCUGGAUUGAACUUGGAUA
Messenger RNA from Eucalyptus grandis, 995 nucleotides. RefSeq names its product peptide methionine sulfoxide reductase B5. Gene Ontology annotation, molecular function: peptide-methionine (R)-S-oxide reductase activity. Gene Ontology annotation, biological process: response to oxidative stress; protein repair. Lineage: Eukaryota; Viridiplantae; Streptophyta; Magnoliopsida; Myrtales; Myrtaceae. The record is from RefSeq and is a predicted model, not a curated record.